AUGGGCUCCAACUACCCGCGGUCUGUGCGCUGCUGCCUGCCCCUGUGCGUCUUGACGUUGGAGGCAGCUUUCAUUCUCAUCUUCGCCUUUUUCACCUCCUAUGACACUUCGCCAAAGGAUAAGAAGCUCUUGGGGACCUAUCAAGCCCUCCAGGAUUUUACCAUCAUGGCGGCCCUUGGCUUGGGCUUCCUCACUUCAUACUUGCGGAGACAUGGCUGGAGCAGUGUGGCCUUCAACCUCUUCACGCUGGCCCUUGGUGUGCAGUGGGCAGUCCUGCUGGAUGGCUUCCUGAGCCAACCCUUUCACGGGAAGGUGACCAUCAAACUGUCCAGUAUCCGAUUGGCCACCAUGAGUGCCAUGUCAGUGCUGAUCUCAGCAGGUGCUGUCCUGGGGAGGGCCAACUUGGUGCAACUGGCAGUAAUGGCGCUGGUGGAGGUGACAGCCUUUGGUGCCGUGAGGUUGACCUACAAGCAAGUCUUCAAAAUGGAUGACCACAGAAGCAUGACGCACAUCCAUGUGUUUGCAGCCUAUUUUGGACUGACUUCGGCUUGGUGCCUCUCAAGCUCUCUUCCCAAGGAAGCAAAGAAGGAAGUGCAGGCAGAGAAAGUUCAGAUGGCCACGAGCCCCAGUCUGUUUGCCAUGCUGGGGACCCUGUUCUUGUGGAUGUUCUGGCCAAGUUUCAACUCUGCUCUGCUGGACCUUCCAAAUGAAAAAAAGAAUGCUGUGUUCAACACCUACUACGCCCUUGCGGUCAGCACAGUGACAGCCACCUCGGUGUCAGCCUUGAAUCACCACCAAGGGAAGAUCAACGUGACUGAUAUCCACAAUGCGGUACUGGCAGGAGGUGUGGCUGUGGGUGCCUCAUGUCAUCUGAUUUCCUCUCCUUGGAUUGCUAUGGUGCUGGGCCUUUUGGCUGGGCUGAUCUCCAUCGGGGGAGCCAGAUGCCUGUCGGUGUGUUUUAACCACGUGCUGGAGAUUCAGGACCCCAGUGGCGUGCACUACACUUUUGGCUUGCCAGGUCUGCUGGGAGGGUUCAGUUACAUUGUGCUGAUAGUGCUUGAAGCCUCCGGAAACCCUGGGACUGGCUUCAUGAUGCUCAUGGACACUGGGGCUCUCAGCUUUGCUUUGGCGAUGGGUCUGGUCUCUGGUCUCCUAACAGGUUUUCUCCUAAAGCUCAAAAUAUGGAAAGCACCUCGUGCGGCUAAAUAUUUUGAUGAUCAAGCUUUCUGGGAGUUUCCUCACUUGGCUGUUGGAUUUUAAGCAAAAGCAUCCAAAAAUAACAAAGCUACUGAUCUUGGAAACACAACUUCCUUUCCCCGCUGCCCGCCUGUUUGUAUGACACUCAUUAUAGCAGUCUCUAUGUACAAAGAAACAGAGUCAGAUGGACUUGAUAUUUUAAAAAGAUUACCAAUUUAAGUGGCAAUUUAAUAAUGUUAAAUAAUGUUUGGUUUUAUUAAAGA
This is a messenger RNA of Heterocephalus glaber (naked mole-rat), 1460 nucleotides long. It is a transcript of the gene Rhce, whose product is annotated as Rh blood group CcEe antigens. The record is from RefSeq and is a predicted model, not a curated record. Gene Ontology annotation, molecular function: ammonium channel activity. Gene Ontology annotation, biological process: ammonium homeostasis; ammonium transmembrane transport. Lineage: Eukaryota; Metazoa; Chordata; Mammalia; Rodentia; Bathyergidae. Gene Ontology annotation, cellular component: plasma membrane.